UCUACCCGGCACACACGUGUCUAACGUUGAAAGAAAGUGCAGUAGUUUAACACAAGUUGUUAGUGUUAAUUAAAUCAAAUUUUCUAAAUUUAAAUAAAAAUAAAUAUUUUACAUUUGUGAGAAAAAUGAAAGCAAGAUAUUUUCAUUGAAAAAAAUAUAUUCCUUUUUAUUUUUGGAGUAAGAUCUUAACUGAAAUUGGGAUUCGUUUGACCUUUACUGACUUGGUUGACCUUCAACAUUUACCCUGAAAUAAAAAACUUUCAUUCACUUCUCUAUAUCUACUUCAAAAAAAAAAGUAAAGCACCAAAAUGUCGAGUAGGGAACGAGCAUCACGACGAUUUUAUCGUCUAGACAGUACAAAUGAUCUUUUGGGUAAUAUGGAUCGGGGUCAAACGGCUCAAAUUGAAAAUCGAUGGAAUUUUGAAGUUUCUUGGGAAGCUGCAAAUAAAGUUGGAGGAAUUUAUACUGUUAUUAGAUCAAAGGCUUAUGUUUCCACCGAAGAAAUGGGUGAUCAAUAUAUUUUAAUGGGUCCCUAUAAAGAAGCAUGUGCAAGAACUGAAGUUGAAGAAAUAGAUUUUCCUUCAAAUAGUCCAUUGAACAAGGCAGUUCAAAUUAUGCGAGAUCAAGGCUUUAAGGUCGUGACAGGUACUUGGUUAGUCGAUGGAAAUCCACAAAUAAUAUUAUUGGAUAUUGGAAGUGCAGCCUGGAAAUUGGAUGAAUACAAAUCGGAACUUUGGAACACGUGUCAUUUGGGAAUACCUCAUUUGGAUGUUGAAGCUAAUGAUGCAAUUAUUCUUGGCUACAUGGUCUGCCAAUUUAUUUCAGAAUUCAGAAAAGCCGCGGAGGAAUUUUCAACAGCACCGCCAAGAGUUAUAGUUCAUUGUCACGAAUGGCAAGCUGGCGUUGGAUUAAUUGCAUUACGAACAAGACACGUUGAUGUUGCCACUGUUUUUACAACACAUGCCACUUUACUUGGAAGAUAUCUUUGUGCAGGAAAAACUGAUUUUUACAAUAAUUUGGAUAAGUUCAACGUAGACGAAGAAGCUGGAAAACGACAAAUUUAUCAUAGAUAUUGCAUGGAACGUGCAGCAGCACAUUUAUCCCAUGUUUUUACAACAGUCUCUGAUAUUACUGGUCUUGAGGCUGAACAUUUAUUGAAAAGAAAACCCGAUAUUAUCACGCCAAAUGGAUUGAAUGUAAAGAAAUUUUCUGCGUUACAUGAAUUUCAAAAUUUACACGCCGUUAGUAAGGAAAAAAUUCACGAAUUUGUGAGGGGACAUUUUUAUGGACACUAUGAUUUUGAUUUAGACAAGACUCUAUAUUUUUUUAUCGCCGGACGAUAUGAAUUUGGAAACAAAGGCGCUGAUAUUUUCAUUGAGGCUUUGGCAAGAUUAAAUCAUUAUUUGAAAAGCUCAAAACCGGACGUGACUGUUGUUGCAUUUCUCAUUUUUCCAACGAAGACAAAUAAUUUUAACGUUGAAUCACUUCGUGGUCACGCUGUGACAAAAUCUCUGAAGAAUACAAUAGAUGAUAUACAACGAAAAAUCGGUAAACGAAUGUACGAGACAUGUUUGGCAGGUCAUUUGCCCGAUGGUCAUGAUAUUUUAAUAAAAGAAGAUAUGAUUAAAAUUAAAAGGUGUUUGUAUUCUUUGCAAAGAAAUUCAUUGCCACCGGUGACAACUCACAAUAUUGUUGACGAUUGGAAUGAUCCAGUAUUGGGAUCAGUGAGAAGAUGUAAUCUUUUCAAUUCUGUUCACGAUCGUGUCAAGGUUGUAUUUCAUCCGGAAUUUUUGUCAUCGACAAAUCCUCUAUUUGGCUUAGAUUAUGAAGAAUUUGUUCGUGGUUGUCAUUUGGGUGUAUUUCCAUCAUAUUACGAACCCUGGGGUUAUACACCGGCGGAAUGUACAGUUAUGGGUAUUCCAAGUGUAACAACAAAUCUCUCGGGCUUUGGUUGUUUUAUGCAAGAACAUAUUGCCGAUCCAAUGAGUUAUGGAAUUUAUAUUGUUGAUCGUCGUUUUAUUGAUUUAGAAUCAAGUGUUCAACAACUCGCUCAAUAUAUGUUCGAUUUCGCUCGACUAAAUCGAAGGCAACGUAUUAUUCAGAGAAAUCGUACAGAACGUCUCAGCGAUCUUUUAGAUUGGCGAAGUCUUGGAAUUUAUUAUCGUCAGGCGAGAAUAAAAGCAUUGUGCACUGUUUAUCCUGAGCUUGAGUCAGAAUUUGCCGAAGGAAAUGUGGGAAGAUUAAAUUAUCCAAGACCAAUUAGUGAACCUCCAUCUCCGUCAUCGUCACGGCAUACGACACCAGCCGCUUCUGUUCAUGGAUCAGACGAUGAGGAGGAUGAAGUUGAUGAUGAAAAAGAGCUGGAAUCUGGUCGAGGCUGAUGAGGGAAAGGGUCAUUUUGCCUGAGAGAACAACUGGUGCCUCGGCGCUUUCCUCUUCUUUUACUGUUUGAGUUUCUGAUUCCGUCACAAGAAGUUCACAUUGAGAUGGAAGUGCACCCUCCAAAUAAAUAGGCACUGGUGGCGUUUUUUCCCGUUCAACAUGACUAGAAAAAAAAAAUUUUAUUGUAAUUAUUGACUAUAAAUAUUUAUUUCAAAACUUUAAUAAUAAAGGAUUAAAAAUAGAAAACAA
Messenger RNA from Leptopilina boulardi, 2631 nucleotides. It is a transcript of the gene GlyS, whose product is annotated as glycogen [starch] synthase. Gene Ontology annotation, cellular component: cytoplasm. Gene Ontology annotation, molecular function: alpha-1,4-glucan glucosyltransferase (UDP-glucose donor) activity. Gene Ontology annotation, biological process: glycogen biosynthetic process. Bases 309 to 2381 code for a protein of 690 amino acids. The transcript is spliced from 12 exons. NCBI's taxonomy places the organism in Eukaryota, Metazoa, Arthropoda, Insecta, Hymenoptera, Figitidae. The record is from RefSeq and is a predicted model, not a curated record.